Molecule: messenger RNA, 4136 nt
Organism: Silurus meridionalis
Lineage: Eukaryota; Metazoa; Chordata; Actinopteri; Siluriformes; Siluridae
Gene: picalma
Product: phosphatidylinositol binding clathrin assembly protein a
Exons: 25
Coding region: 597-2798 (733 amino acids)
Biological process (GO): synaptic vesicle budding from presynaptic endocytic zone membrane; clathrin-dependent endocytosis; clathrin coat assembly
Cellular component (GO): synaptic vesicle; clathrin-coated vesicle; extrinsic component of presynaptic endocytic zone membrane
Molecular function (GO): SNARE binding; phosphatidylinositol-4,5-bisphosphate binding; clathrin heavy chain binding
Source: RefSeq, a predicted model, not a curated record
GCAUUGAGGUAUUUUUAUCUGUGGUUCCGUGGACCGCUGAAGCUUGGGGAUGAUCGGGUGAGAAGGAGGAAACAGAGCCGCCAUUUUUCUGCGAGGCUCCAGCCGGUUUAAAAGCCAGCAAGGGGCGUCGAGGUGGAGAGGAAGCAGUCAGAGAGGAGAGGGGGAAGUUAUAAGGAAAGAGGGAGGGAGAGACAGGGACAGUGAGAGGGAGAAAGAAAGAGACACAGGGAGAGACAGGGACAGUAAAAGGGAGAGAGCAGGGGUUGUAUAGGGGACUGUUUUUGUAAUAAAAAAGGAAACCUCUGGUAUGUAGUAAAGUGAAGGUUUGUCGGGAGUUAGACUUGUGAAGCGCAACCAUUGAGAACUUCCAUUGAACGCGGUUGAAGCUGUACAGCUGCCCCAGAGCGUUAGCUAGGUAGCUAGCUCCCAUAGUGUUUCUCCAUCAGGGUCAUUCUUUUCUCCUUUUCUCGGUUUUUCCCUUUUUUUAUUAUUGAGUCGGAAAAAAGUGAACACACCUGAGGGACGAGAACAUCAGCGUUGGAUCAAACCCAGAGUUUGUUUUUGGUGCUUUUUCUUUUUGUACCUAACUGCUAAAAAUGUCUGGCCAAAGCAUAACGGACAGGAUAACCGCAGCGCAGCACAGUGUCACCGGCUCGGCGGUGUCCAAAACGGUGUGCAAAGCGACCACGCAUGAAGUCAUGGGGCCCAAAAAGAAACAUUUGGACUAUCUGAUUCAGUGCACAAAUGAGAUGAAUGUGAACAUCCCUCAGCUGGCGGACACGCUGUUCGAACGCACCACCAACACCAGCUGGGUGGUCGUGUUCAAAUCCCUCAUCACCACACACCACCUCAUGGUUUAUGGCAAUGAGAGAUUUAUUCAGUACCUGGCUUCCAGGAACACAUUAUUCAACCUCAGUAAUUUUUUGGACAAAAGUGGCUUACAGGGCUAUGAUAUGUCUACAUUCAUCCGGCGUUAUAGCCGUUAUCUUAAUGAAAAGGCUGUGUCCUACAGACAGGUUGCUUUUGACUUCACAAAAGUGAAGAGGGGGGCAGACGGUGUUAUGAGAACCAUGAACACAGAGAAGCUUUUGAAGACCCUCCCCAUCGUCCAGAAUCAGAUGGACUCGCUUCUGGACUUUAAUGUAAAUGCGAACGAGCUCACGAAUGGAGUUAUUAAUGCCGCCUUCAUGCUCUUGUUUAAAGAUGCCAUCCGGCUGUUUGCCGCCUACAACGAAGGGAUCAUCAACUUGCUUGAGAAGUACUUUGAUAUGAAGAAACCCCAGUGUAAAGAAGGACUUGACAUCUAUAAGAAAUUCCUCACUCGCAUGACGAGAAUCUCAGAGUUCCUAAAGGUUGCUGAGCAAGUGGGCAUCGACCGAGGCGAUAUACCAGACUUGUCUCAGUUUACGGUCUGUGCCCCUAGUAGUCUCCUGGAUGCACUGGAGCAGCACUUGGCAUCACUAGAGGGAAAAAAGGUGAAGGACUCGACGGCAGCCAGCAGGGCCAGCACUCUGUCCAACGCUGUGUCCUCUUUGGCAAACACGGGCAUAUCUUUCACCAAAGUGGAUGAGCGGGAAAAACAGGCAGCACUAGAGGAGGAACAAACUCGUUUAAAAACACUUAAGCGAAUUUUAUUUCCCCUGCAGGAGCAGCGCCUGAAAGAACUCUCCAAAAAGCCUUCCACAUCCUCAACCACAGCUGCCUCUCCAGUAUCCACAGCAUCUGGAAGCAUCAUCACUGCACCAGCAAUUGACCUGUUCUCCACUCCCAGCUCCAACAGUUCUUCAAAGGUGCCAAAUGAUCUGCUGGAUCUCCAGCCAGCAUUCCAGCCAUCUCUAGCUCUCCCCACUGCUCUUCCUGUAGCUAACACAUGGGGAGAUCCUUUCACUUCUUCAGAGAGUGUCGACGACUCCAUUCCAAACUUAAAUCCUUUCCUUUCCAAACCUGUCGAUGCUGUUCCUCCAUCUCCUCUGUCUUCAGAUGCUGUUAGUUUUCCUUCUAGGACUCCCAGUCAUGAAAUGUUUAGUGACUCAUUCUGUUCUUCAGCCCCCUACUCUAACACCCCACUGUUCCACUCGGAGCCUUCCGCUGUAGCUGGACUAUUUGGAGAAUUUUCAGCAUCUCCCAUCCCUCAACCAGGCAGCUCUUCUGGCCUUAACGUUGACUUUGACUCUGUGUUCGGCAAUAAAUCCACUGCUAACAGCACAGACGCUGCUGAUGAUGUUUUAGGUGGUAUCCUGAAACCCACAGUAGCUUCUCCAAGCCAGUGCAUGCCACCUAUUGGCCAGCAAUCUGGCAAGCUGGUGUCUGAUGACCUGGACUCCUCUCUGGCCAACCUUGUGGGCAAUUUGGGUAUUGGAAAUGGCACAACGAAGAAUGACAUCCACUGGAGUCAGCCUGGUGAGAAGAAGCUUACUGGUGGAACCAACUGGCAACCAAAGAUGGCUCCCACCACAACAUGGAACCCUGCCAGCAUGAAUGGCAUGCAUUUCCCACAAUACGCGCCGUCCGUCAUGGCUUUCCCUGCCACGACGCCCACAGGCAUGAUUGGAUAUGCAAUGGAAAACCUGCUGUUUUCCUCAAGAGUUUCCUCCUCAGAGCCAACACAGAUGGGUACAGUGGCCAUGAUGACACAACCUACCAUGAUGUACACGCAGCCUGUGAUUAGGCCAGCUAACCCUUUUGGCCCAAUCUCAGGCGCACAGCCCUCAGCUGCCUCUAGUCCCUCCAGUCAGAGUCCUCUCAGGCCUCCAGGACAGGACCCCUUUGCACAGCUUUCUCUCAAGGAGUUCCUUUAGAGACACUUUUAGAUGCAAUUCAUGUGAAGUUAAAGCGAGUGUUGACUCCUGAGGAUGAAUCAGUCUCCAAUCUCAAACCUUUAAUCUGUCCCCAGUUUACUGUUUAUCUCUGCGCUAAGGGCGUGGCCCCAGUACUGACCCGGACAGGAAGCUGGGUAGGUGGGUGGGUUCUGGGGUAAAGGGUUGGUGUAUUUGUAACAGUACCACAGCUGCAGGUGUUUUACCCUGGAGCAGACUGUUCCUAAAUGACUAGCAUCUGUAAAGCCACACAGGUAAUUUACUUGGUAGGAAAGUGGGAUGGGAUCAUUACACAUGUCUAACUUGAAUAAGAGACCAGAGUGGGGCUGGUGUUUUGAUUCUGUAUUUUUCUUUUCUUUUCUUUCCCAUGAUCAAGUUUUUUUUUUCCCCCAUGGUAUUAUUACAUUUGCAGUAGACAUUCCUUGUGUAUUGUUUGUAUUUAUUUAUGAUUUAUCCACUAAAGACAUGACAGGAAAAUGAUAAAUGACCUUAUUAGUCUGUUUCUUAAUGGGUGGUGUGUAAGAAUGGAUAUGCUUUCAUGUGUAUGAAUGCAGAAUUCGAUUUUGAGAGUGUGUAUAACAUGAAAAAGAAAAUCAAACCACCUGUAAAGUUAAUCACAGAGCACUAAGUAUUCGUUGAACCCCAUUUCAUUUUCUCAUGCAAUUAUUUGUAGUACACAAACUCACCCCCCCCCCUGCAUUUUGUAAAGGAAAUGGGAGGAGAGUACAUCAUUUUUCACAUGGCUAAUUCUGUGCCUAGUUUUUUUUGUUUUAUUUAAUUUGUAUUUUUUUUUCCAGGGAACAUGUAUCAGACUGGUAUCACUACAUUUGUGAUUCUGCAGAAUUGCAUAAGGGAGGAGCUGUUUUGCUUUAUGCUUGGCAUGUCAUUAUUUUACAUUGACAAUUCUACAGCUGCCUUUCCAACUUGAAUGUGUAAAGUAGCCUUCAUGCUUGGGCCAUCUUUCUUCCACUGGCACUAGGGGGUGGCCUUCACUGAAGCAGGAGCACAGGGAAAUGGGUGUAUAUGUCACAGGUUGCCAUCAUCAGGGUGGGGUUGUUAAUGUCUUUGUAAAUUAGCAGUAGGAGCGGUAGAACUUGGGGAAAGAGAUGCACUGUUGAUCGGUGCUUUGUGUAAAUAAACCCAGACCCUGUCCAAUAGAGGAGCGUGUGAAAGAUGGUCCUAAUAUGAAGUGAUUUCUUUCCAUUGAUUAAGCAUACUUGCUUCAUUGUCCCUGCAGAUUCUAUUUUUGUUUAUAACUAUAUGAAAUGUAUGUGAGCAGAACUUGGUUGAUUUUCAAAUAAAAAAGAGCAGCUUCCACAA